AAAAAAAAAAAGACAAAUCACAGGUCUAACCUAAACCGCCAUGUAAUUAUUAACCAUUAUUUCCUGGUAUUUUCUCCCGGCUCGCGCCCUCGGGAUUCCUCUCUCCCCAGCCGUGUUCAUCUGGCGUAUAUGCCGGAUUUUGCCAACAAUUUCGUCCCAGUUACGGCGGUUCCCUGAUCCGCUACGCAGAGCAAACACUAACAGUUAUCUUUGUUAACCGGAUCGUCCUUUGAGAUUAUCGUUGAGCCAGUACUUCUCAGAAGAAACACCAUCCAUUCGCAUUAGAACAAAGUUCUUCAUUUUGAGCUACAGUCUUAGGAGUUCCAGCCCAGGUGUCACCAUCGACGUUAUCAUCCCGGAGCCAGUUCCCAGCUCUGACCCAGUUCCAUUUUUCAUUUCCUCUCAUUCACAUCUCAUUCAUUUCAUUUUCAUGACCGCCCUCAACUUCCAGGAAACUACGUACGCAGUCGCCUCCACUCCUCCAGGCGAGACCAACGGCGAGGCGGGCGACUCCAUGCUGCGCCCCAGACCCCCGAUGCGUACGCGCUCCAUCUCCAUCUCCAAGUUGUUCAACUUUGACAAAGAAAAAAAGGCAACCUCUGCCUUGCGAGCGGAAUUCGAGCCCUCACCCCAGGCCCUUGAAGAGCCGGUCUCACUUGGGCCGUUCGUCCCGCUCUCGCCUGAGAUCGAAACGUUCCUGGACGGACCCCACAGCCAGGGGAACCGUUUCUCCAAGCUCAAAAACCUCUUCAAGCACUUACCCAACUCUUCUCUAGGCCCUGCUAGUGGUGACUCCUACGUCUCGCCCAGCUCCUAUGGUACAUCCGACUCGUUAUCGCGCGAGGUGUCCGAUGAGCCCGCAACGACGCGGCCGCUUUCUACCGCGUCCAGUGAUAUUUUCAGCGCGGAACAGAACCAGCUUUUCGUUUCGCCAACGGGGCUCAUGAACAAGCUUCGCCGCAAGCGUGCGGAGUCGUCGCCCAACGAUACGUUCGAAGGGAUUGCUGCAGGAAUCGGCUCUUUAGGGUUCAAGAGAAAGGAACCGGACGUUGCACCCGAAGGCCCGGUUACAUUCCGAUUAAGGCAUAUGAGUAGCGUUCAGGAUAUAGCGAGUGGUCGUCAGGCCACCGGCGAAAGCGGCGACAUUGCGGACAUGGAUUACCGCCUGGGGCAAAGCACAAUCGACCACAAGGGUCGGCUCGGAAGGGACGUGCUGGGAAUUCCGGGAAUUUCCGUAGAAACUGACGAAAGAACCCAAGGUAACACACUUGGAAAUGCCUUCGGGAUUCCCUCCAUCCAGCGCAAGCUCCGCCGCGUCGCAUCGGCUCCGCUCGGCCUCAAGCUUAUGGGUGACCGCGGAGGCAGCACUGAUGUCCCGGUACGGAACAUUGAUACCCCGUCUGAGUCUUCAACGGUGUUUACCAAACCCCAGAGUCUGGGCAGCGGCCAGGCGAGUGCCCUCUCUAGCGGCUUGGUUAAUCGCCUCGCCAGUGGCUCGGCCUGGGACCUUGCGCACAUCGGUGAAAUCUCCCGCCCUUCACCCCCCACCUCCCGCGGCCGCUCCUAUCUGGCCAACUCUACUAAAGUUUCCUCCGCCCAGGUAACUGCCGACUCGUUUGAGAAGAUCCGCCUUCUAGGGCGCGGCGAUGUCGGAAAGGUCUACCUUGUCAAAGAGAAAACUACCAACCGUCUCUACGCGAUGAAGGUGCUUAACAAAAAAGAGAUGAUUGCGCGUAACAAGAUCAAGCGUGCACUCGCGGAACAGGAAAUUCUCGCAACUAGUUCCCAUCCCUUCAUCGUCACCCUCUACCAUUCGUUCCAGUCAGAGGAAUGCCUUUACCUCUGCAUCGAGUAUUGUAUGGGGGGUGAGUUCUUCCGCGCACUCCAGACGCGUACGAGCAAGUGUAUUCCCGAGGCUGACGCGCGCUUCUAUGCAGCAGAGGUUACCGCGGCGUUGGAGUAUCUCCACUUAAUGGGCUACAUUUACCGUGACUUGAAGCCCGAAAAUAUUCUUUUGCAUCUGUCGGGACAUAUCAUGUUGUCGGAUUUUGAUCUUUCCAAGCCUACGAGCCAGACCAAGGCGCCAGAGAUUGUGCUUGCCGGAAAGAGCUCCAGCCAUCCGUCAUUGGAUACGAAGGCGUGUAUCGACGGGUUUAGAACCAAUUCGUUUGUGGGGACCGAGGAGUAUAUUGCACCGGAAGUUAUCAGGGGAAAGGGUCAUACCGGGGCCGUUGAUUGGUGGACGUUGGGCAUUUUCAUCUACGAGAUGUUGUACGGGACAACACCGUUCAAGGGGGCGAAUAGAAACAAGACGUUUUCGGCGAUCUUAAAGAAGGAUGUGACAUUCCCAGAAGGGUCAAAGCAUGCCCAGGUCUCCAGCAGCUGCAAGAGCUUGAUCCGGAAGCUCUUGACGAAGGACGAGACGAAGCGGUUGGGAUCUAGAGCCGGAGCGUCGGAUAUCAAAGGACAUGCGUUUUUUAGGCAUACACAAUGGGCAUUAUUGAGGAACCAACAGCCGCCAAUGAUCCCGGUGUUGACACAGAAGGUGUCACAUAUGAAUGACCUCAAGGAGAGUAGCGCAAAAGAGGAUGCGCGUGAAGAUGCACGCACGGAUGCGCCCGCGGAUGUGGAAGGUGCGCUUGUGGACCCGUUCGCAAACUUCUCAUCCAUCACGUUGCACCAUGACUCUCCCCACGAUAGUGAUGAUUCUAUGCGGUUCGGUGGAAAGCCUGACGAGUACUUCGGCGGUAUUUCCUACACUGUCACUGGCAGCUCGAAGAGCAAGAAGGGGUUUCUCAAAAGGUAGAGGUUGAGCUGGUUGCUAGAUAUGAUGCAGGGUAGGUUGGAAUAAACAAGGUACAUACUACCUACUCGGAACGUCUACUGCAAUUAGGGCCACCCAAUGGCCGUAUGAGACCAUUUUGGGGGUAAAAAAAAACAAGAUACUAAAUUUAUUUAAUUUCAGGCUAAAGGUUUUAUUAGGCAUGACUAUUAGUUUUGAAGAAAAUGAUUAUAGGUCCAAGCCUUCGUGAAACGCUAUUGAAUCGAG
Babjeviella inositovora NRRL Y-12698 is the source of this 3049-nucleotide messenger RNA. Its product is annotated as serine/threonine protein kinase. Gene Ontology annotation, cellular component: nucleus; cytoplasm; plasma membrane. Gene Ontology annotation, biological process: protein phosphorylation. The coding region runs from base 431 to 2806 and encodes 791 amino acids. The transcript has a single exon. The record is from RefSeq and is a predicted model, not a curated record. Gene Ontology annotation, molecular function: protein serine/threonine kinase activity; ATP binding. Lineage: Eukaryota; Fungi; Ascomycota; Pichiomycetes; Serinales.